Hevea brasiliensis (rubber tree) is the source of this 3753-nucleotide messenger RNA. Its product is annotated as VIN3-like protein 1. The record is from RefSeq and is a predicted model, not a curated record. Bases 980 to 3154 code for a protein of 724 amino acids. The transcript has 4 exons. Gene Ontology annotation, biological process: epigenetic regulation of gene expression; vernalization response. Gene Ontology annotation, molecular function: protein binding. NCBI's taxonomy places the organism in Eukaryota, Viridiplantae, Streptophyta, Magnoliopsida, Malpighiales, Euphorbiaceae.
ACAGGUACUCCUCUUCCCUUGCUCUUGCGUAGUUCUGUUUUUGUUUUUUAAAAUUAUUCUUUUGAUUUCUGGUCUCUGCGUUUCCUUUCAGAUCCAUUCCUCUUCUCUUCGUUUUCUCCAUUUCUGUUUCAAUUAGCUUUCAUUUUCUCUGAUUGCUUUCUCAUUUAUAUGCUUGGGUUUUAAAAUUUUAUGUGCUCUUGCAUAUUUGUUUCAUUUAUUUAUUUAUUUUUUCUAGUAUUAGUUAACGUUAAAUCCGCACAAUGUACGGACAUUCAUGCGCUUGUACCUGUUAAAGUUUCUUUUUGCUCAUAUUUCAGUCGUUUUAGAUUCUGUUUCGAUAAGUUUGUUGUAUUCAUUUGUUUCCUGUUUUUAGUGCGCGUAUUUGAAGCUUAGCUUUUAUUAUGAAAUGGCGUAUGUUGAUCUUGCAUGAAAUUUGUGGGUUUGUUUGUAAAUAGCUUUAGUAGUAAUGUUCUUUGAAAGUUUACUCUGUGUUUAUUGAUUACAUUCAAUUGGAUAUUGUUUAGUGCGUUUUCUAGGUCAUUCUGUUUCUUUCAUUACCUGCAUUACUUCAAAAAAGAGGAAAAGGAAUGUAAAUUCAACUUUGGAAACGAGAGAAUUUUUUUUUAUCAUGCAAUGGAAAAAACUCCAAGGGAAGAAAAGGAAAAGAAAUACACACACACACACACACACACACACAUAUAUAUAUACUCAUCUCAACUCAACUAAGCCUUUAUCCAAAAAAUUGAGAUUUUCUUUCUCCACUCUAAACGAACACAUGAGAAAAAUAUAACUUCACUCAGCAAAGUACGUUUAUUUGAACUUUUUAUCCAUUUUACUCGGAGUGAAAUUGAAAUAUUCAAUUAGGUGGUGAAAAUUUUUAAGAUUCAGCAUUUAAGGAAUGGAUUUGAAGAUGUUUUGGUGUUUUGAAUUAAUUGUUGCAGGUGGGGCUGCAGAGAUUUAUGCGCUCACCAGUUGAAAAAUGGAUUUAGAGGAUAAAUUCGUUGCCAAAGUUUCUGGGGUUCAAAGCCUUUCUUCCAGUGUGCAAAGCACACCUGAGAAAAAUGGGAAUUCAGAUGACGCAUCAAGAAGUCCAGAACUUCUUCAAGAGUUUCUAAAAUCUGGUCCAAAAAGGGAACUUCUUCGAACUUGCUUUGACAAGGACAAGAAGCACACAGCUUCGUCGAAGAGCAAAACAACAGAAUUUGUGAAGAUGAGUAAUAAAACAUUUAAGAAGCAGGAGUCAAAAAAAGUGUCUUUAAGUCCCAAUAAUCAGCCUUCCUCUAAGAAGCAACAAAGAAAGGGGGAAAAUCCCACACGAGUUGUACCGACUUCUGAGCACUCAUCAGAUUUUGGAUGUUCAAACUCAUGGAUAUGUAAAAAUUCUGCUUGUAGAGCUGUCCUAUCCAUUGAUGACACAUUUUGCAAGAGGUGCUCUUGCUGUAUUUGUCAUUUAUUUGAUGAUAAUAAAGAUCCUAGUCUCUGGUUGGUUUGCACAUCUGAAAGUAGCCAGGGAGACUCCUGUGGGUUAUCAUGUCAUAUUGAGUGUGCACUUCAACAUGAAAAGGUGGGUGUUGCUGAUCUGGGGCAAUUGAUGCAGCUAGAUGGUAGUUAUUGUUGUGCUUCCUGUGGUAAAGUUUCAGGGAUACUUGGAUACUGGAAGAAGCAGCUAAUCAUUGCCAAGGAUGCUCGUCGUGUUGAUAUGCUCUGUUAUAGGAUAUAUUUGAGCUACAGGCUAUUGGAUGGGACUUCUAGGUUUAAAGAAUUGCAUGAAAUUGUGAAAGAUGCUAUGGCCAAACUAGAAACAGAAGUGGGCCCAGUGAAUGGUGUUUCUGCAAAGAUGGCACGUGGUAUAGUCAGCAGACUCUCUGUUGCUGCUGAUGUGCAGAAACUUUGCUCUCUUGCAAUUGAUAAAGCGGAGGAGUGGCUGGCUGCCAUUUCUGAUGGAAAAUCAAUUUGCGGAGAUGAUUCACUCCCUGCUGCUUGCAGGUUCUUAUUUGAAGAAGUGACAUCUUCAUCUGUUGUGAUCAUUUUAAUUGAAUUGUCCACUGUAUCAUCUGAUGAUAUUAAGGGCUACAAGCUCUGGUAUUGGAAGAGUAGAGAAGAAACACACACAAAAGACCCAAUUUGUGUGUUUCCAAGAGCUCAGAGGAGGAUUUUGAUAUCCAAUCUGCAGCCUUGCACUGAGUACACUUUUCGAAUUGUUUCAUAUACAGAGGCUGGUGACUGUGGUCACUCCGAGGCUAAGUGUUUUACCAAGAGCAUAGAGGUAAUUCACAGGAAUCCUAUUUCUUCUGUUGCUACGAAUGGCAAGAAGGCAAAUACCCACAUGGGAGGAGGUACUUCUGGUUCAAAAAGAGAGUUUAAAUCUGCAAUGUCUGUAAAUUCUUCAGGAUUCAAGGUUCGAGAACUUGGAAAGAUACUCCAUCUUGCUUGGGCUCAAGAGCAAGGAUUCUUUGAAGGUUUUUGCAGUGAUGAUACACAAAAAUGUUGUGGAGCUAGCAAAGUGAUGAAGUCUGAAACUUUAGAAGAUCAGUUGCCAUCUGUUUUGUGUGGGCUUGACUUAAAUAUUGUUUCUGUGCCUGAUUUGAAUGAAGAGCUGACUCCUCCAUUUGAGUCGUCCCGCGAUGAAGAUAAUGGGUAUACUUUGGAACAGGCUGUUGAGGCGGAUGACGAUGCUGCUUCUCAUGACACAAAGAAGAAUGGUUUAGCAAGAUCACAUGGAAGUGAUGACUCCCAGACCUGGACCGGUAGGCCAAGUGGAGAAGUGUCGGCUGUUGAUUCCCGGGCAGAACUGUGCAGGAAAAGGGCUGCACAUUCCAAUGAAGAGAUGCAUGACUGUGAUAGCACUUUGAUAAAUGGGUCACCAUUCCACGUAUCCUAUGGCUCAGGUUGCUUGGAUGAAAACUUUGAGGACUGUGUGAAGAUAAUCCGAUGGUUGGAAUGUAAAGGUCACAUUAACCAGGAAUUCAGGUUGAAAUUGCUGACAUGGUUUAGUUUGAGAUCAACAGAACAAGAACGUCGAGUGGUUAACACUUUCAUUCAAACUUUGAUUGAUGAUCCUAGUAGUUUGGCAGGACAGUUAGUUGACUCUUUUUCAGAUAUCAUAUCCAGCAAAAGGCCAAGAAAUGGUUUCUGUAGCAAGCUGUGGCAUUAAAUUAGGGCAGGGCAUCCAAAAAUACAGGAUUGCAAUUUUCUUCACGGUUAUUUUCCCCAUGUGACAAAUUACUUCUGAUUGAUUUGCUGCUCUUUGUACAGGCAUUUUUUCUUGAUCACUUUGGGGAAGCGAUUCAUUUAUGUUAUGGACUGGUUUGUCCAGCUAAAAGAUUGGUUGCUGAUUGCAGAGAUGGUUCCCAAUUUUCUUGAAGGCAAUGUCCUUGGAUGGAAGGCGGCAAUGUCCUUGGAUGGAAGGCUUCAUGCUGUAGAAGGCAUUUGCAUGUGAGAAUUCCCCCUCUAGAAGGCAUUUGCAUUUGAAGCAGCAGACUUUAGUGAUGAACGUCUGUAUUUAUAUGUGGAUACUGUUAUUGUUUUGCCUUCUGUAAUUGAAAGAAGGGAACGUUAAUUGAUGGCUGAAUUUAGUGUUUACAUUUUCUUCCCCUUUGUUGUCUUGUCUUAUCCUUAUAAGUUUUCAAAUGAGCUAGGAAUGGCAACACAUCGGUAUGAUUGAACCUAUUAACACGGGUUUGGAUAAUGUAUAAUAAGGAUUAUGAUGGAUUUGAGUUUAGUGAAUAAUACUUAGAUUUGAAUUGGUUUGAA